GCUGCGGUGGCGGCCGGGGCCGGGGCCGGGGCCGGGGCCGGGGCCGGGGCCGAGGAUGUGGCGGCGGCGGCGGCUGCUGCUGCUGCUGCUGGCGCUGGCCUGGCUCGGUACGGCCCUUCCUGCAGGGGCGGUGACGGAGCAGAGCGCCGGCGGGCAGCCCCGCUCCCCCGGGGGCGGCGGCGAGCCGGUGCGGUACCGGACUGCGGAGAUGGCGGACGCGAUGCUGGGCAGCGGGCUCCCCGGGCAGCAGGCCGUGGUGCUCUCGGUGGUGCCGGGGGAGGCGAGGGACGGCCAGACGUCCGCCGUCGCCAAGGGAGCUUGCGAUGCGGCGGCGGGAGGCGAUGCGUGCGGCGCCGGGAGCGGCCCGACGGCCGGCCUCGGCCCGGCGGGCGGGCAGGGCCGGGAGCAGGCCGUGCUGGAGACGGUGCUGCCCGCGCCCGCCGAGGAAUCGAAUAGCACCGACGGCACCAAAGCUCCCAAAGUGAACUGCGAGGAGAGGAACACUACCGGCAUCGACCGCUUCACCCUGCAGAUCCUGAACGUGUCUCAGGACCUGAUGGAGUUCUUAAAUGCAAACAGCAGUGACUGUACGUUAGUGUUGUUCUAUACGCCGUGGUGCCGCUUUUCUGCCAGUCUGGCACCUCAUUUUAAUUCUUUACCUCGAGCAUUUCCAACUCUUCGCUUCCUGGCACUGGAUGCGUCUCAGCACAGCAGUUUAUCAACUAGAUUUGGAACUGUGGCUGUACCAAAUAUCCUCCUUUUCCAAGGUGCUAAACCUAUGGCUAGAUUUAAUCACACAGACAGAACGCUGGAAACACUGAAAGACUUCAUUUUUAAUCAAACAGGUAUCGAAGCUAAAAGUGACGUGGCUGUGACCAAGGAAGACUGGGAAGGCCCCCUGCCUAGCGUUCUGACAAAAGGCAUAGACUGGCUGCUUCUGUUUUCCUUGCUGUUCCUGGCUAGCUUUGUCAUGUACGCUACCGUUCGCACGGAGAGCAUUCGGUGGCUGAUCCCAGGACAGGAGCACGAACAUCAGGAAUAACCUGAGAUGCUGAAAUAGGGACAGGAUUUCCUGCUUAUUGGUAAAGUGGGAAUUUAUAUGGACUAGAAGUACAUAGGAAUGAACUGUUGAAUUUGUUGGUUGUAAUUUAUAAUCUUGACUAAAAAUCUGCUUUAUUUAUCAACUACUGAAUCUGUAAAGAGCAAAUUGGUGGCGAUUAAUGUGGUAAGUAAACAAAUAUGAAAAAAAAUGAACCAAAAAAGUAUUUAUUAAGCUGCUCUGAUCAGCUUAUUUUUCACAGACCUUAAUGUAAAUAGGUGAUAUGGUUCUGCUUUGCCCUUCUGAGGAGGUCCCUGAGCUUUGUAGAUGAAGUGAGAUUUUUACAGCACAUUGGUCUCUCUGUGUGGCACUGCCUGGCACAGGAGCAGAGUUGCUUCUGCUCUGGUGGAAUCUGGGGAUCUUCUUUUACAGAUCCUACAGAUGUAUGAAUUAAAGCUUUGAUGCGGACGAUGUGGUAAAACACUAUAGAAUUAGGAUGUGUUAGCCCAUACAGCUUUUAGCUUGUGUAUUCCUGAAAUAUAACAUUUUAAAGGAAAACGCUGGUGAAUGGUGAUGUUGCUAAAUCAGUUUGACUGUCAGUAAAAUGAAGCAAAAGGUGUUUUAAAAGACAGUGUACUUCAAAUGAGUUAUUCUGCUCUAUACCAGCAAUAACAGUCCAAAAGCGCGUUACACAGCUCUUGACAGGGUGACUAUCUCCCACUGUUGGUGCUGGGUUUAGAUGCUGAUUUUCUUGCUCACUGUGCUCUAUGAGUUUUGACUUACUGGCAGGUCUUUAUCAGAUUUAAAGUAACUUCCAAAGCUUACCUCAUUGUGUUUGUGUGUAUACACAACUUAUUUACCACAUUCCUAUAGAAUUAAAUUGCAUUCGUUGUCCUUACUAUUUUUUUAAAUAAAUCAAGUUUUGAGUGUAACCUUUUAAGCCACUUUCUUACAGGACUAAAAACAUGCAACUUCUGAAGUACGGAUCACCUGCUGAAAUGAGCAAGACCAGUCUUGAGAUUUAUUUAAAUUUCUACUAGCAUGUUUGCUGGUUGCACAGUCUACAGCUGAGGCUACGUAAAGAAUUGAUAUGGGUUUUUAGUUCUAAUUAGUAUGGAAGACUUUGCAUAAGGUAUGGACUGGUACGUUGUGUGUUUUUUGGAUUAUUUGACUACGUAGCAUUUCUACGUGGUGGAGGCUUGCCAUAGUACCCUGAUAGUAACCUUUAGAGUGCAAAUUAAGCCAAGAAACAAAGACGGUGAUAAGAUUUAUUGUUUGACACAGAGCUCGUAUCCCUGCAAGGUGAUUCUUCAGGUAUUUUUCUGGUGGCCAUAUCCUUCCCCUUUGGAAACCCGAGGUCCUGUAUUUCUGUGUAUGAAAGGGAAACCGCACUGAUAAAACUUCGGCAUUACUGAAGAUAAAGCCAGGAUGUAUUUUAUUAAUAAAGAUCCAAGAUUUUGAGCAAUAA
This is a messenger RNA of Harpia harpyja (harpy eagle), 2507 nucleotides long. RefSeq names its product thioredoxin domain containing 15 (gene TXNDC15). Gene Ontology annotation, biological process: cilium assembly. Lineage: Eukaryota; Metazoa; Chordata; Aves; Accipitriformes; Accipitridae. Gene Ontology annotation, cellular component: cilium. The record is from RefSeq and is a predicted model, not a curated record. Bases 56 to 1042 code for a protein of 328 amino acids. The transcript is spliced from 5 exons.